Molecule: messenger RNA, 1784 nt
Organism: Solanum dulcamara
Lineage: Eukaryota; Viridiplantae; Streptophyta; Magnoliopsida; Solanales; Solanaceae
Product: probable amidase At4g34880
Exons: 5
Coding region: 348-1667 (439 amino acids)
Source: RefSeq, a predicted model, not a curated record
UAUGACUAGACUCCGUUGUCUGUUUCUGAAUAGGCUGUCUCAUUAAUUAGCUUAAUUAGGUAUGUCCAAGAACUGAAUUUUCUUAUUGUUGAAUAACUCAAGAAAGAAUCUGGCACAGGAUGUAAUUAGUCGAUUCUAAUAUAAGGAUUCAGUUGCCGGAUGCCGCCGGCAUACAUACGGUAACCAAAUAUACAUUUGGCACUCAAUAGUUACCUCCUAGAAAUUUCACGGCUUAAUUCUGUUCUGGCAUUUUCAAAAGUGUCAUUGAGGUAAUUAUGUUGAAUUGUGUGAGCAUCUAAUAUAAAAGUAUAUUUUUACUUAAUUAUGUCCUUAACAGAUAAAUCUCGAUGCACUCUUCGAAGCUGACAAGGCUGACAAAGAGAGGAACGAUGCAAAGAAGGAGUCAGCUAGCUCUUUAUCACUCACUGUUGCAUGGUCAUCCAAUACUUCUUAAGGAUAACAUUGCAACAAAAGAUAAGCUGAACACUACUGCUGGAUCAUUUUCAUUACUGGGAUCAGUUGUGCCUCGUGACGCAGGUAUAGUGACAAUGCUGAGAAAAGCAGGGGCGAUUGUACUAGGGAAAACUAGCCUCAGCGAGUGGGCUGAGUCUCGGGCGCUAAAGGCGCCAAAUGGCUGGAGCCCUAGAGGUGGACAAGGAAAGAAUCCUUAUGUUCUCUCCGCGGACCCUUGCGGCUCGAGUAGUGGAUCAGCAAUAUUAGUGGCAGUAAACAUGGUGUAUGUGUCGAUAGGGACAGAGACCCGUGGUUCAAUCUUAUGCCCAGCUAGCUCCAAUGCAGUUGUAGGCAUCAAACCAACCGUUGGACUCACUAGCCGAGCAGGAGUCAUCCCAAUCACUCCUAGACAAGAACUACCAAUUGGCAGAACAGUAACGGACGCUGUUCAUGUUCUUGAUGCCAUCGUAGGCUUUGACCACAACGACGCAGCUGCAACUGUUGCAGCAGCUAAAUUCAUUCCUCGUGGUGGUUAUACUCAAUUUCUGAAAGUAGAUGGCCUUAAGGGCAAGAGAAUUGGAGUAGUGAGGGACCCCUUCUUUAAUUUCACUAAUAAUCCUGUCCUGGCUCAAGCUUUUGAAAAACAUCUCCAAAAACUCAGGAGACAAGGUGCAAUCUUGGUAGACAAUGUGAGCAUAGCCAACCUUGAGACAAUUUUAGACUUUAAUCUGAGCGGUGAAGCAUCAGCAGUGUUGGCUGAAUUCAAUAUAGCCUUAAAUUCCUAUCUAAAAGAGCUAGUCGAUUCCCCUGUACGAUCUUUAUCAGAUGUAAUAAUCUUCCAUAAAAAAAAUCCUGAACUGGAGAUGCUUAAGGAAUUUGGUCAAGAUAUAUUUUUGGCAGCAGAAGCUACAAAUGGAAUUGGGGAUACAGAAUUGAAAGCUUUGAGGAAUUUGUCAAGAUUAACAAGAAAUGGAUUCCAAAAGUUGAUGAAAAAGUAUAAGUUGGAUGCAUUAGUGACUGGUGGAUCUGAUGUUGCUGCUGUUGUUGCAAUUGGUGGAUUUACAGCAAUUAGUGUGCCUGCUGCUUAUGACAAAGGGGUGCCUAUUGGCAUUUGUUUUAGUGGGUUGAAAGGCUCAGAGCCUAAGCUAAUUGAAAUUGCCUAUGGCUUUGAGCAAGCAACCUUAAUUAGAAAGCCUCCUACAUUUUUGCCCUAAAAAUGUACUACUAUAAGAAAAAUAUGUAUUUUCCUUUUGUUUUGCUUUAUGUAUUUCUUAUUUGGAAUUUAUCGACCUAAUUAAUUCAAGUUUAUGGACUAAUGAAUGGGAAAGAAC